UGGUUUGAUUCCAUACGCUCGAGGAACCACCAUAUUCCAUAGCUUUUCCAGGAAAAGUCAUCACGUUGACCUCAAUUCACAUCUACAGAUUUGCAAUUAUCCAUUGUCUCUGCUCAAUCUUUCUUUUGAUUUAGUAUAGGAUUUGUCAAGCAUACCUCUAAUGGCGUCUUCUUCAACAUUGUUCAUUCAACAUAGCUACAAGUAUGAUGUGUUCUUGAGCUUUAGUGGUGAAGACACGCGUAAGAGUUUUGUUGAUCAUCUUUAUGUUGCUCUUCAACGUCAAGGAAUUCACACUUACAAGGAUGAUGAAAGUCUGGAGAAAGGAAAAAAGAUUAAUGUUGAGCUCUUGAAAUCCAUUCAAGACUCAAAAUUCUACAUCAUUAUUUUCUCAAAGAACUACGCAUCUUCCUCUUGGUGCUUGGAUGAGCUUGUGAAGAUAAUGGAAUGUCAAAAAAAUCCCGAGCAUAUUGCUUACCCUGUGUUCUACGAUGUAGAACCCUCUGAAAUCCGCAAACAACUUGGGGGUGUUGGAAAAGCUUUUGCCAAACAUAAAAAGAAGGGAGAACUCAAGAAGUGGAAAGAGGUUCUGGAAGAAGCAUCAAAUCUAGCUGGGUGGGAUUUGAGGAACACUGAUGAUGGGCAUGAAGCUAAACUCAUCAAUAAAAUUGUUGAAAAGAUUUCAGUGGAGUUACGUUUCAGUAAUUUGAAUGUUGAUGAAAAAUUAGUAGGCAUGGAGAGCCGGAUAAAUGAUAUCGUUUCAUCUCUGGAAACUGGUGCUGAAGAUGUUCGUAUCAUUGGGAUCAAGGGGAUUGCAGGUGGUGGAAAGACCACUUUGGCCAGAGCUAUUUUUGACAAAAUACACUUUCAGUUUGAAGGCAAAAGUUUUGUUGAGAAUGUCAGAGAAGUUGCAAAAGCCUCAUUAUCCGGGUUGCAAUCGUUGCAAGAACAAGUACUUUCGAAUGUUUUAAAUGAUAAAAGAAUCACUGUAGGGAGUGUUCAUGAUGCUAAAAGCAUGAUGAAAAAGAUGUUGAGUGGUAAGAAAGUUCUUCUUAUUCUAGAUGACGUGGAUGAUCUAGACCAGAUGGAUGCAUUAGCUGGUGGGGUUAACUGGUUGAAAUCCGGAAGUAGAAUUAUCAUUACUACAAGAGAUGAACAAGUGCUUGUAGCAUACAGAGUUAUGUGGAUUCAUGAUGUCAGCCUGUUAUCACAUAAAGAAGCAAUUUGCCUCUUCAGUAGGUAUGCAUUUGGUAGAGAUAUUCCAAUUCAAAGGUACAACGAUCUAUCUCUCAAAGUUGUACAUUAUGCUGCUGGUCUUCCCUUAACGAUCAGAGUUUUGGGUUCAUUUCUUUGUGGUAAAGAUGAGCUUGAAUGGAAAGAUGCACUCAAUAGACUAAAAACAAUUCCAUUGAAGGAAACUCAAGAAAAGUUGGAAAUAAGUUAUACUGGCCUCGAAGAUGAUUAUAAGGAAAUAUUCCUGGAUGUUGCAUGCUUAUUGAAAGGUUGGCUGAAAGAUGAUGCAAUUAGAGCACUUGAAAGUUGUGGAUUUCAUGCUAGGAAUGGUUUGAGAGUUCUUGAGCAAAAAUCUCUCAUGACUAUUUCUCCUUAUCAACGGUUAGGAAUGCAUGAUCAUAUAGCAGAAAUGGGCCGAAAUAUUGUUCGUCGUCUGCAUCCUGAUGAGCCCCUUAGACAUAGUAGAUUGUGGAUUCGAAGGGAGAUUGAAGAUGUAUUGGCCAAUGACUUGGUUAUGGAAGCCACAAGAGCUCUAGCAACCAACACAUUUCCACAGGGUGGAGAGAAGAAUCUUCGUUCCAAUAAUAUUCUUACAAUUGGUUUUGAAAACAUGAAGAAGCUUAGAUUUCUUUACAUGGUUUCUGAGACCCAUGAUUUGUUUACCAAGGUUGAAGUUGGCAGAAACUUCCCAAAUGCCUUACGCUUUUUGUGUUGGCAAGGAUAUCCUCAUUUCUGUUUACCAAGAACAUUUCAAGCAGAUAAUCUGGUUUCACUAGAAAUGCCUUAUAGCAGAAUCGAACGACUAUGGGAAGAGGGAGAUGGAAAGGUUCUUAAUAACCUCAAAUUCCUAGACUUCAGUUACUCAAAAUUGACGACCCUUGAUUGUGGCUUACUUCCGAAUUUGGAGAAGUUAAAACUUGAAAAAUGUAAGCAUUUGGUUGAACUUCACACCCCAAUUGGAUCUCUAAGAAGGCUUGUUUACUUAAACUUAAGUCAUUGCCAUGGACUCGAUUAUAUUUCAUUUGUCAAGCAGCUGGAAUCACUUCAGGUCCUUCAAAACCUCAGAUUCCUUGACUUCAGUCAUUCAUAUUUAAUGAUCCUUGAUUGUGGCCUAUUUCCCAAUCUCGAGAAAUUAAAUCUUGGAAAAUGUUAUUAUUUAGUACACCCUCACACGCCCGUUGGAUGUCUUAGAAGGCUUGUCUACUUAAACAUAAAUCAUUGCAGGGGAUUCGAAUCUCUUUCAUUUAUCAAACAGCUGGAAUCACUUCAAGUUCUUGAUCUAAGUUAUUUAUAUCUAUCGAAGCUCCCAGAUAUACUUCCUGGGCACUACAACUAUAGUUUGCUGGAGCUUAACUUUUCAAGGAAUGACUUCGAAGAACUACCCUCAUCAAUUGGAAAUCUUCAAAACCUUGUUUGUUUAGACCUCAGUUGGUGCAAAAACCUCAAGAGUCUGCCACAAAGCAUAUGUAGUUUACAACGUCUAAAAGACUUUAACCUUGAAAGUUCUACAAUAAAGGAAUUGCCCGAAGAUCUUGGCCAUAUAGAAUGUUUAGAAUUGCUAAAUUUAAGGUCUACACCUGUCAAAUAUCUCCCUAACAGCAUUUGUAUGUUGAAACAUCUGAAAACUCUGCUCCUUGCAUACUGUAAGGUUCUAAAGAAGUUGCCCGAGAAUAUUGGCCUAUUAGAAUCAUUGGAGGAACUAAGUCUAGCGUUUUGCAAGAUAAGAGAUGUACCGAGUAGCAUCUGUAAAUUGACAAGUCUAAGAGAGUUUAACCUUCGCUACUGUGAUCAACUAGAGAAACUGCCGGAGAAACUAGGUGACUUAACAUGUUUAAAGAAGUUAAAUGUACAAGGUACUGGUAUAAGUCAUCUUCCACAUGGUAUUUCUUCGCUGAAAAGUCUGAAAAUCAUUGGAUUUGGAUCAGAAGAUUCAUCUAUAUACAACUAUGUCUCGAGAAGAAAAACGAAUAACCCAAAACAAGUUCCCACUACCAUGCAUCACAGACGAUUUUGAGAAGAACCAUUAUAAGCAUAAAGUAUCUCUGAAGCCACAAAGAACCUUUAUACAUAGUGAUCACCAUGAUUUUUAACAAUUGUGUUACUGUAUAUUUUAAUUAUGUUACACCACUUUGAUAUACACUGUCAAAAUUUAUCUAUCUCACCUUACAUGACUUUGGAUAUACACGCGCGGUC
Lactuca sativa (garden lettuce) is the source of this 3423-nucleotide messenger RNA. Its product is annotated as TMV resistance protein N. The record is from RefSeq and is a predicted model, not a curated record. Gene Ontology annotation, biological process: signal transduction; defense response. Gene Ontology annotation, molecular function: ADP binding. Lineage: Eukaryota; Viridiplantae; Streptophyta; Magnoliopsida; Asterales; Asteraceae.